UUUUGAAGGAUAUCAUGUGACACAAUCUUAAAGUUGCUGAGUUGUUGGCAUUUCGGUGAUGUUUGUGUCGUAGACUUGAAUUACUAAUGGGCUUAUGUAAGUGUGAACGGAGACGGGUGACUAACCUGUUUUGCUUCGAGCACCGGGUCAACGUGUGUGAGUUUUGUUUGGUGGCAAAUCACCACAAGUGCAUUGUUAAAUCCUAUCUUCGAUGGAUAAAAGACAGUGAUUUUAACCCGUCAUGUAGCAUUUGUCACGAGCCUUUCGAAGCGAAUCCUUCCAAAAAAUGUAUCCGUUUAGUGUGCCUUGAUGUUUUCCAUUGGAAUUGCCUCAAUAAUUAUGUGAUGAGCUUGCCACCAACAACAACCCCAGCAGGUUUUUUGUGCCCGUUGUGUGGCCAACCAAUCAUUCCUCAGGCUAAUCAUGGCGGUCCUGUCGCAGAAGCGCUCAGAUCAUGUUUAAGCGAAGUUGAUUGGGCCAAAGAAAGUUUGAGCGAAAUAAGGCCUUUUUUCCAUCUGGAAGGUCACCCAAAGUCCACGUCAACACCUAACAUGAACAUUUGUGCUUCAAAUCCAACAGAUGGAAAGCUUUUCAAUUCAUGUCUAGAUGUAGCUGCAAGACAAUUCUUGAAAGGACAUGACGUUACAGAUAUAUUGGAGAGUCCUCAGAAGACAACAGGAUUCCAGAUAGACAAUUCUAAGGACACUAAUAUGCAUACUGAUAUUUCCCAGCUACAUUAUCAACGAAGAGAUCAGCCAUCGUUAAACUCCCAGAAGCUGUUCAUGCCUGAAAAUGAUGAUAAUGAUAAGUAUAAACGACAUCUAACAUUGGCAUGGUUCAGACGUUUCCUCCGGAGGCAUUCAUCACACUUUACGCGUUUAUCGGUUAUUCGACGAAAUCGUCUUAUUCUAUUAAUUAUGUGUUGUAUAAUAUGUAUUUUCCUACUGGGUUUUUAUGGUUCUCAACCGAAGGAUAUCACUGGUGAUCCAUUAUUAGAUCCUCAUAUGAAUCCAAAUAUUCAUUUUAAUCUGGAACCCAUAGCUUCAAUAAAAGAAGUCUUGAAUAAUAAUCUUAAUAAAGAUAGAGAUAGACGUGUUAUUGAUGGGUUGAAUGAAGCCUAAUUAUUCAGUAAGAUGGUAAUUUUUUUUAAACACUAGCUUCCUUAUUGUGAUUCGAAUCAAUGGACAGUUUAGCUUAAUGUAACUAAUCAUUUUAUCUUUUAUUGUCCAGUUUAUAAUUUUUCUUAUUUCUUGUUAUUAAAAUCGUUAGACGUUUUUAAACUUUGAAUAGACGACUUACUAUUCAUCUUCUGUUUAGUUAGGUUCGAAUGUACAUGUUUGAUUGUCAGUCAAUCGUAUAUUCUGAUAUUUUUUUAUACUUUUCCUACUCACUCCUGAUUAUCAUUAAUGUAAUACUAUCUUUGUUUGACCUUAUUUUAAUGACUGUAUGCUGGUGAAUAGUGGUUAAUACGAGUUCCUUUAUGGUUUAAUAACCCCCCGUAACUUCUUAUCUGAUAAGAACUGAUAUUCAGGUUUGUGCUUGUGUGUCCCUGAGUUUUUUCCCAGCGAAUAUAUAGUAUCCAACAUCCAUCUAGGUUUUGUAUUGGUAAUCUGAUCUGUACAAGAUAUUUUAAAAUAUUUAAAAGAUCA
Schistosoma mattheei is the source of this 1649-nucleotide messenger RNA. The record is from the annotation of a GenBank genome assembly. Lineage: Eukaryota; Metazoa; Platyhelminthes; Trematoda; Strigeidida; Schistosomatidae.